Closterium sp. Naga37s-1 is the source of this 792-nucleotide messenger RNA. The record is from the annotation of a GenBank genome assembly. NCBI's taxonomy places the organism in Eukaryota, Viridiplantae, Streptophyta, Zygnematophyceae, Desmidiales, Closteriaceae.
AAGGGGGAAGGGGACGAGAGUGCUGCUCAGACUGGAUCAGAGGGAGCAGCCGGUGCCGAGGGAGAGAAAAAGGCAGCAGACGGUGUAGAUGGGUUGAAUGCGGUAUCAGAGGCUUCAGCAGUGGAGAAGAUGGAAGUAGAGGAGGAAACAGAGGAAGUGAGGGAAGGUGCAGAGGGAGUGAGGGAGGGUGCAGAUGGAGUGAGAAGUGGGAAGAGCAGCCUGACACGGGAGGAGCGGGGAGCACAGGGAGCAUUGGGGCGGGUGGCUUCAAUGGUUGCACAGCUACCUACUCUCUCCACCUGCGCUCACCACCACCUGUGCUCGCGUCAUUUGCUGUGCCUCUGCUGCCCCGUUACACUUGCACCGAUUUCUUUCGUCAACCCCCUCUGUUUCAUGCACCAUCCCAUGCCCAUGCGUCUCUCCCCAUGUCCGUCUCAUAUGUCUCUCCAUGCCUUUCUCCAUCCAUUCCUUCCCGUCGCUCCUCCCCAGUCUCAUAGUGGCGGUGCCUGCCCUCUGCCCUUCCGCCAUCCUAUAGCACCUGCUGCCGCUGCUGCAUCUAUCCUUUCCUCAACCCCUUCAAUCCCCCUGCCACUUCGCAUGCCCCUCUCCGUUCCACCCCUACCCAGUCUCAUAGUGGCAGCGCCUGCUCUCUGUCCCUCUGCCAUGCUCACUCAUUUCCAUGACUCAACCCCUCUUUGCCCUACCCUUCCCUCGCCCUUCCCAUGUCUCUCCCCCGCCCCUCUCCAGUCUCACAGUGGCGGCGCCUGCCCUCUGCCCCUCUGCCUGCCAUGA